Messenger RNA from Oryza sativa Japonica Group (Japanese rice), 1651 nucleotides. The record is from RefSeq and is a predicted model, not a curated record. Lineage: Eukaryota; Viridiplantae; Streptophyta; Magnoliopsida; Poales; Poaceae.
CAAAGCGAGCCUAGUCACGGAGGCGAACGCGAAGCCGAGCCCCACACCGCGCCACGCGGCCCGCUCCGCCGCGCGACACCGCGACGCCACCACCCCAUCAUCCGCUCCACCGCGGCGAGCACCGCGCGCUGCUGCUGCUGCGUCCAAAGUCCAAGCUCCCAAACCAAACCUGCGCGUGCCCAAUCGAUCGGCGCCAUGGCCGCGGCCGUCGUCCUCCUCCGCCGCCUGCGCGGCGUCACGGCGGCGCCCCGGCGCGCGGCGGCGGCGCUGCCCCUGACCACGAGCGUCCGGGGUGUCUCCGAUUCGACGGAGCCGCUCACCAUCGAGACCUCGGUCCCCUACAAGUCCCACAUCGUGGACCCGCCCCCGCGCGAGGUGGCCACCACGGCGCGCGAGCUCGCCACCUUCUUCCGCGACAUGUCCGCCAUGCGCCGCGCGGAGAUCGCGGCGGACUCGCUGUACAAGGCGAAGCUGAUCCGCGGCUUCUGCCACCUCUACGACGGACAGGAGGCCGUCGCGGUGGGCAUGGAGGCGGCCACCACCCGCGCCGACGCCAUCAUCACGGCCUACCGCGACCACUGCGCCUACCUCGCCCGCGGCGGCGACCUCGCCGCCCUCUUCGCCGAGCUCAUGGGCCGCCGCGGCGGGUGCUCCAGGGGGAAAGGCGGGUCGAUGCACCUGUACAAGAAGGACGCCAACUUCUAUGGCGGCCAUGGCAUCGUGGGCGCGCAGGUGCCGCUCGGAUGCGGCCUCGCGUUCGCGCAGAGGUACAGGAAGGAGGCCGCCGUCACGUUCGACCUCUACGGCGACGGCGCCGCCAACCAGGGGCAGCUGUUCGAGGCGCUCAACAUGGCGGCGCUCUGGAAGCUGCCCGUCGUGCUCGUCUGCGAGAACAACCACUAUGGGAUGGGGACGGCGGAAUGGAGGGCAUCGAAAAGCCCCGCAUACUACAAACGCGGCGACUAUGUGCCAGGAUUGAAGGUCGAUGGUAUGGAUGUUCUUGCAGUCAAACAAGCUUGUAAAUUUGCCAAGCAACAUGCUCUUGAAAAUGGACCGAUUAUUCUUGAGAUGGACACCUACAGAUACCACGGACACUCUAUGUCAGAUCCAGGGAGCACUUACCGCACCAGAGAUGAAAUUGCAGGCAUAAGACAGGAGCGCGAUCCAAUUGAAAGGGUUAGGAAGCUACUACUGGCCCAUGACUUUGCAACCACACAAGAACUCAAGGACAUGGAGAAAGAAAUAAGGAAGCAAGUCGACACUGCCAUCGCGAAAGCAAAGGAAAGUCCAAUGCCCGAUCCAUCUGAGCUCUUUACAAAUGUAUAUGUUAAUGACUGCGGUUUGGAGUCAUUUGGUGUGGACAGGAAGGUGGUGAGAACUGUACUUCCCUAGGGUAGCCGACGGCCACCAGAAUCUUGGCUGCCUUGUGCUGUAGUUACAUAUACAAGAGGAGAAAUAAUUAAUAAUACAGGUCAAGGCAUCCUUAGUGUUAAUCUUCCUUUUUCUGUCACUAAAUAAAUUAUGUAUAGGUGAAUCAACUGCCGGAAUUAAUCCUGUCAUUUCAUCGUCUUGUGUGAUUCACAACUGCGAGUGCGACCUUCGGCAAUAUGCAGACGUAAUAUUCCCUUGGGGGGGUCAUGAAAAUUGUCAA